Molecule: messenger RNA, 1753 nt
Organism: Myodes glareolus (Bank vole)
Lineage: Eukaryota; Metazoa; Chordata; Mammalia; Rodentia; Cricetidae
Source: RefSeq, a predicted model, not a curated record
CCAGGUCCUUGCCUCAUGCAGUAGGUACAGUGGUGUGUGAACUGUACCAAGAUUAACGCAGAAGCAGAUGUUACAGCCAGCAGAGGUUCAAGUAGGACACACAACAAGGAAAGCAGCAGGCUAGCAGGGCUCUGAGACAAUCACCUACAAAGAAGUUUUUGUCCUGCUUUAUACUCCAGCCUACCAUCUCCAGCCAGAUUCACUAUGCCAUACUAUCCACACUUCAGCCUCUGGAAAGUUUUCCAGGAUGCUUUUGAAAUAUAUAGAUUAGCUGAGGAGGAGGAGGAAGAAAUGGAAGAGAAAGAGGAGGAAGAGGAGGAAGUGGAGGAGGAAGAAAUGGAAGAGGAGGAGGAGGAAGAAGAGGAAGUGGAGGAGGAAGAAAUGGAAGAGGAGGAGGAGGAAGAAAUGGAAGAGGAGGAGGAGGAAGAGGAUGAAAAGGAAGAGGAGGCAGGGGCGGCUACUUACAGUGACAGCAUCUUGUCCACAUUAACUGCUUCUUUAAGAUUCAUUUUGCCCUCCUUCUGUGCUUCCCCACCUUCUGCUUCCUCAUCAUGUUCUCUGUUUGGAAGCAGUCCAGAUGAGGCAGAAGAGUCUGUUACCUGGAUGCAGAGUAUUUCACAGAGUUACCAGAGCUCUUACUCCUUCACUUCAUAUAUCAACUUAGAUAAAGAAUAUGGCAGCCCGGAAGAAGAGAGUCUAAACCCGUCCAAGUUGACAGAUGAUGUUUCCGCAUGGCAAAAUCUCAAAAAGCGAAAGGUCACUGAACUGGUGAAUCUCCUGCUCCUGAAAUAUAGAAUGAAAGAGCCUGUCCAGGAAGUGGAAAUGCUUGGGGUUGUCACCGAAGACCACAAGAAACAAUUCCCUGCCAUCUUUGAGGAAGCUGCUAAGUGCUUAGAGAUGAUUUUUGGCAUUGAUAUAAAGGAAGAUGAUCCUGCAAGCAACUCUUAUGUCUUUACCAACACACUGAACCUCACAUAUGAUGACUACAACAAGAGGUUGCCUAGAAAUGCCUUCCUGAUAGUUAUUCUGGGUGUAAUAUUCAUAGAGGGGAACUGUGCCUCUGAAGAAAGCAUAUGGGAAUUCCUGAAUAUGAUAGGAAUAUAUGAUGGGAAGGAGCACUUCAUUUAUGGGGAGCCCAGGGAGUUCCUCACUAGAGAUUUAGUGCAGCAAAAUUAUCUGAAAUAUAGGCAGGUGCCCGACAGUUAUCCUCCACGUUAUGUGUUCCUGUGGGGUCCAAGAGCCUACUCUGAAACCACCACGAUGAAAGUUCUUGAAUUUUUGACGAAAUUUACAAGGAGGGAACCAAUGUAUUUUUCAUCUUUAUAUAAUGAGGCAUUGAGAGAUGAGGGCUCCAGAAAGGCCCCCCUGGAGGAUUAGUACCAUUUUGGUAGCAACAUGGGGCAACCCAAUUACUGAUUUUAAAAGGGACAGUCAACAUUUUAAGUAAGGGGGAGAAUGUCAAGGUUAGUCUGGGCAUGCAGAGAACACAGUAUAGCGCAACUUUGUGUUCUGGUUCUAGAUGAUGAUAAUUGUUUCAUCUAUUUUCUCUUUAGGUGUUUUUUUCAGUGCUCAUUUUUGUAAUUGAAAGUGUGUUACAUUUCCUUUGCAAUGCAAGUUUUUGAUUACUUACAUCUGUUCCUGUCGUACCAGAUUUUCAGAAAGUAUAGGGAAACUAUUCAAUGGUUAAUCUUUGAGUUUCUUUAAUACUUUUAGUCAGCUCUGUAAUGUGUACUCAGAUUGGUUUAUUUAAGCA